GAGAUGUUGGUCGUUCUGUUCGACAUGCAUCAGACAUGUCAAUCUCUGAUGAGGAUUUGUCAAAAACCAUUGAAAUCCUGACUGAUCUCCUAUCCGAUGCAAGAUACCUAGCAAAUGAUACAAAGGCAAAACAGGCCGUGGAAAAAUUGAAACAGCUGGAAGCAAACACUUUAACAAUAAGUACCUCAGACAUUACUACAAUACUAGAUGAGGAAUUUAAAGUACUUGUUGCAAGGCAACAAGAAAAUGCUUUAAAGGCAAUUAGCACAGAGAGAGAAGAAGUCCAGAAAAAGAUGUUAGAUGAUGUAAAGAAUGCAUUUGCCAACAUGCAGACAGUAACACUUCAUCAUUUAGAUCAAAUUGUUGCUACGAAAAUGAGCGAAAUUCAACAAGUUGCCGAAAAGGAAAAGAAGGAACUUACAGAGAUUAGCGCGAAAGGAAAGCAACAAAUUGAAGAAGAAAUUCGCAAAGGAAAGGGUGUAGCUCUAUCCGAAGAAGAAACAGAAACAAACACGAAGCAGCGUGAACUGGAGAAAUAUUUAAGAGAUGACCUCGUCAGUUUCUACAGAAAAUAUCAUAGUACCAUUCCUGUGUCUCCUUUAGUAGAAGAACAUGAUGUUCCACUUCUCGACUUCUACGUACAACCUCCACUGUCUUCAGUUGACAUACAGAAGAAGUUUGGACGAAUUCAGGAAUCUCGUACCAGGAAGCAAGUACAUAAUUUGAACGAUAUAUUUCUGAAACCUGAUGGAAAAAUAUACAAGGACAUCUACAUCACAGCCAAAGCAGGAGUUGGAAAAACAUCGUUUGUGAAUAGAAUUUGCAUGGUGUGGUGCCAAGCACACUGCCCUCAGAAAGAGUUGGAAAACAAGUUCAAACCAGAAGAGGUUACCGUAAUGAAAUCAUUUACGUGUCUGUUUAUGAUUACAUUAAGGGACAUUGACACAUCAUUGUGUAAUGUUGAUGAUAUGAUUUUCAAUCAAAUUAUUAGAAACCUGUCAAGAUUUCGAAGAUAUAACGAAAUAUUUAUAGAAGAUAUACUGCAAGAAAAGGAUUGUUUAUUAUAACUAGAUGGACUUGAU
Messenger RNA from Mercenaria mercenaria, 1082 nucleotides. RefSeq lists its product as uncharacterized. Lineage: Eukaryota; Metazoa; Mollusca; Bivalvia; Venerida; Veneridae. The coding region runs from base 36 to 1067 and encodes 343 amino acids. The record is from RefSeq and is a predicted model, not a curated record. The transcript has 4 exons.